CCGACGAUACGUGCUUUUGGCGCUCAAAAUAUGCUACUGAGUGAGUUUGAUAACUACCAAGACAUUCACAGUUCCGGCUACUAUAUGUUUUUGGUAACAAGUCGCGCUUUUGGUUACUGGCUUGACUGUUUCUGCGUACUUUAUAUGGCCGUUACAACACUGAGCUUCUUUAUAUUGUCACCCGACAAUGGCGGCGAUGUUGGUUUAGCUGUAACUCAGGCCAUGGGCCUAACAGGCAUGGUUCAGUGGGGUAUGCGACAAUCCGCUGAACUCGAAAAUGGCAUGACCAGUGUCGAACGUUUAGUAGAGUAUGACGAGCUUGAACCUGAGGGUGAUUUGGAAAGCAAGCCAGGCAAAGCACCUCCAAAGACAUGGCCUGAGCAGGGUAAAAUCGUCUUUGACGAACUUAGUCUGCGCUAUACCCCGGAUCCAAAGUCUGAUCGCGUGCUGAAAUCGCUAAGCUUUAAAAUACUGCCCACUGAAAAGGUGGGAAUUGUGGGGCGGACUGGGGCAGGCAAAUCGUCGCUCAUAAAUGCGCUCUUUCGACUGUCAUUCAAUGAGGGUUCUAUCAUCAUAGAUAUGAGAAAUACUGAUGAGCUGGGCUUACACGAUUUGCGUAGUAAAAUCUCUAUUAUACCGCAAGAACCGGUGCUUUUCUCUGGUACAAUGCGUUAUAAUCUAGAUCCAUUCGAUGAAUACGCUGAUGCGAAAUUAUGGGCUGUGCUUGAGGAGGUCGAACUAAAGAAUGUUGUGGCAGAGCUCCCGAGUGGUUUGCAGAGCAAGAUCUCAGAAGGUGGCAGCAAUUUUAGCGUCGGUCAGCGCCAGUUAGUGUGCCUAGCACGUGCCAUACUGCGUGAGAAUAAAAUUUUGGUGCUUGAUGAGGCGACUGCAAAUGUAGAUCCACAAACCGAUGCACUUAUACAAAUGACCAUAAGAAAUAAAUUCAAAUAUUGCACGGUGCUCACUAUAGCUCAUCGCCUAAACACGGUUAUGGACUCGGAUAAGGUGCUGGUGAUGGAUGCUGGUCGAGCGGUGGAA
Messenger RNA from Rhagoletis zephyria (snowberry fruit fly), 1038 nucleotides. Its product is annotated as probable multidrug resistance-associated protein lethal(2)03659. Lineage: Eukaryota; Metazoa; Arthropoda; Insecta; Diptera; Tephritidae. Gene Ontology annotation, biological process: transmembrane transport. The record is from RefSeq and is a predicted model, not a curated record. Gene Ontology annotation, molecular function: ATP binding; ATP hydrolysis activity; ATPase-coupled transmembrane transporter activity. Gene Ontology annotation, cellular component: membrane.